GACUAUGACUCUGCAGACUUGUUACAUAACUUCACCUUCAGCACCAGGUUUUGAUGUGGAAAGCACCUUUCAGUUAAUUUAUAUCCCCAGGGGUGAAGCAGCAGAAACAUCUAAAGCUGUAACCAUGGUAUUUACAGACCGUCUAGCAGCUUAUUUGGCAGGGGUAAUCCUGUCACACCUGGCCCUAACCUGUGUUUUCCUUCUGGCCACGCUCGCUGCCGUCCGCUGGUACAUCAGAGAUUCCUACAAGGUUGAUGGUUUCAGCCAGAAACAUGUGCUCAUCACAGGCUGUGACAGCGGCUUUGGGAAUCUUCUGGCCAAACAGCUGGAUCGAAAAGGUUUCCAAGUCAUGGCCGCCUGCCUCACAGAGAAAGGUGCCGCAGACUUGGCAGCGGCUGCCUCCCCCAGACUGAAGGCCUUCCUGCUGGAUGUUACGGACAGCUCGAGCAUCAGGAAGGCGGUGGAGUCUGUGAGCAGAGAGGUCGGAGAGCGAGGUCUGUGGGGUCUGGUGAAUAAUGCAGGAAGAUCGACACCCAUCGGCCCAUCAGAAUGGAUGAAGUUAGAGGAUUUCACAAAGGUUUUGGAUGUGAAUCUGUUAGGAGUGAUUGACGUAACCCUCCAGUUUCUGCCUCUCUUAAAGAAAGCUCGGGGCAGAGUGGUGAAUGUAGCUAGUAUUCUGGGACGACUGUCUCUCACUGGUGGAGGAUACUGCCUGUCCAAAUGGGGAGUGGAAGCCUUUUCUGACAGCCUCAGGAGGGAAAUGCAGCACUUUGGUAUUAAUGUGAGCAUCAUCGAGCCCGGUUUCUUCAAGACUAACGUGACCCGCAUUGACCUUAUUGACGCUAACCUGAGGAGGCUGUGGUCCCGCCUCCCUCAAGAUGUGAAAGACUCAUAUGGAGCUACAUACUUUGAUGAGUAUGUGAAAGCUCAGACCUUCUCCAUGGGACUCUUGUGCAGUCCGGAUAUCUCUAAGGUGACGAGGUGCAUGGAGCACGCGCUGACCGCUCGCUUCCCACGCACACGUUACGCAGCAGGCUGGGACGCAAAGCUUUUCUGGAUCCCUUUGUCCUACCUCCCUUCAUUCAUUGCAGACUUUAUAGUCACUGUGCUUCUCCCUUCUCCUAAACAAAAGAUGUAAAUAGCAGACAGCCUUUACCAUCGCUGUAAAAGUUUGUAUGACUGUGUCAUUACUUCUCUCCUGUGUAUAUGUUGACCAUGUUCACCCUAAGCUAAAGCUGAUUGAGAUUUUCCCACACACCAUCUCUAGGGGUUAGAGAAGAUGAUUCAAAAAAAGAUAAAACAGUAGCUCAAAUAACCACUUGUUAAAACCAAGAUAUACAGAAGAGCAUCUCUGAACACACAACACAUCAAACACUGAAGGAGAUGAGCUAGAGCAGCAGAUGACCCCACCGGGUCCCAUUCCCAUCGACUAAGAAGAGGAAGCUAAGGUUACAAUGUGCACGGGCUCACCAAAAUUAAACAAUACAAGACUG
Haplochromis burtoni (Burton's mouthbrooder) is the source of this 1493-nucleotide messenger RNA. RefSeq names its product retinol dehydrogenase 1 (gene rdh1). Lineage: Eukaryota; Metazoa; Chordata; Actinopteri; Cichliformes; Cichlidae. The record is from RefSeq and is a predicted model, not a curated record. The coding region runs from base 5 to 1138 and encodes 377 amino acids. The transcript has 6 exons.